Molecule: messenger RNA, 315 nt
Organism: Clonostachys solani
Lineage: Eukaryota; Fungi; Ascomycota; Sordariomycetes; Hypocreales; Bionectriaceae
Source: the annotation of a GenBank genome assembly
AUGGCUAUUGGUGUAGGCGAUCUGGAUCUGACGAACUACGGCACUAUACCUAAGUACCCAAGUACCGAUCUGAGUGGAAAAGGUAAAUCCGAGAGUUCGGGUUGUGGGAGGGUUGCUAUUAAUGCGCCGUGGCUGGCUGGGCAGUGCGCUACCAUGAAAUCUACGAGCCCCAUUGCGCGGACACGCAGCGCCGACACUCGCCAUUACGUCGUAGAUGCGGCCAAGCCACAAGAUGCGCGGUUCGGCCGACAAAAAACGUGGUGCCCAGCAAGGCUGCUGGCAUUGGAUCCUGGCAGGGACUCCAAGAGGGAUUAG